Guillardia theta CCMP2712 is the source of this 347-nucleotide messenger RNA. RefSeq lists its product as hypothetical. The coding region runs from base 50 to 253 and encodes 67 amino acids. Lineage: Eukaryota; Cryptophyceae; Pyrenomonadales; Geminigeraceae. The record is from RefSeq and is a predicted model, not a curated record. The transcript has 7 exons.
CCUCAUAUCUGAAGUGCUGCUUCUGUGGCAGCGGGAAUGCUAUUUUGAAAUGCUCGAAUGCAAGCUGUCAAAGCACUCUUUCAUGCAAAAGCUCCGUGGCACAAGUCGUAUGCCCGGCCUGUCAGACUCCAACCUUGACACCAGCAGCUCAAGCGCAGCAACGAGCCCAAGGCUCAACGACAACUUGUCCGGGAUGUGGAGUCCACCUCGAAAUGCCAGCUGGUCUUGCUGGGGCUUCAUGUCCAAGGUGUAAGAAGACCGUCGUUCAUCCACAUGCGCCUGCUGCCAUGCCAACGUCGCGAAGCUCGGCGAUGACGGAGGAAGAAGCACUUGCUGAAGCUAUUCGA